Molecule: messenger RNA, 1212 nt
Organism: Plasmodium coatneyi
Lineage: Eukaryota; Apicomplexa; Aconoidasida; Haemosporida; Plasmodiidae
Exons: 2
Coding region: 1-1212 (403 amino acids)
Biological process (GO): pseudouridine synthesis
Molecular function (GO): pseudouridine synthase activity; RNA binding
Source: RefSeq, a predicted model, not a curated record
AUGCAGAUUAACGGUCGAAUUGGGAUGCUUUUCCUGAAGAGGAGGUUUUCGCAGGCGAGCAAGUCUACCCUUGACUUGAAGAAGACACUGCUCUACCAGGAUGAUGACUACCUGGUCGUGAACAAAGCCUACGGAGUGUCCACCUUCGGGCGAGCCCCGCAAAAGGAGAGCAUAAUAAAAAGUCUCCAAGGACUAAACCUAGACGACCAUGAAAGCGCAAACGUUUUAUACAAACUACACAACCAUGUAGGGGGGUGCCUACUUAUCUGCAAAAAUAAAUUCAUAAAAAAUCACACCUACGGGAAUACCUUCCUAGCGUUAGUCUACGGUCACGUGGAAAACGCGCAAAAUGUACAAGUCAAGUUAGGCCUGAAAUAUUUACCCAAUUCAGGGAUUAUGGUCCCCUCGAACGAGCAGGACCAUGUGAGAGACCUAAAGACGAUGAAGUAUGACGUGAUUAGUAACAUCAUUUCGUAUGAGACGCAUAAGUUUAGUCUGUUGAAAAUUCACACAACAGCAAAAGACGCAAAGUUUAUAAAGCCGUUGGUGUUUUAUUCUCUCUACACCUGCAUCGUGGGCGAUAAUGAAUACGUUGGGGGGUGGAAGAAGUUGAAAAAAAAUGGGUUCUUCGCUUACCGGAAUGUGGGUGGCCAGGUGGAAAAAACCAACCGGUUGUUAUUGAAGAGACUACCCCAUGUGGGCAAAAACAACGAAUUGAUGCUACACCUGCAUUGUUUAAGUGUGACCUUCCAAUCUGCAUGCAGUCGAGUUGUAUCCGUCUCAUCUCCACUUCCCCAACAUAUGCGAGAGACGCUGAACUUGCUAGGUGCACCUUCACUAAGUCAGACGAUAGAAACGCAGGUGGACGCCUCAAAUGAAUACUCCAGAAGGGUAGGGAAAAAACUCAGUUCCGUUACGCAAGCGCAGGGAAGCAACCUUCCAGAUGAUAGGCUCACACAAAAUGGAAAGCACUUUAACAAGUUUAACAAGGACCAAAAUGACGACGCUCUGUUGUAUGAUACGAUGCAGGACGAAGGCAGAAUGGAACGAGAAAAUGAACAACUGCUAAGUGCCAUAUAUAGGCAAAAUGAGAGCAACGCAGGGGGGGAGGGGAAGAAGGGGAAGCCCCGAUCCAGGAGGGGAGUUUUAGCAAAGGACAUCCACAAGUUGACUCCCUCCGAUGCGCCUAUCUUUUUCGCAGACACGCAGUGA